AUGAGUUCUCCUUCUCAAGUCGGGCCAUCGACGCCCAGAGAAGAGAAGAAAGAGAAGGGUCUGAGCAAGCUUCUCACUCGUACUAAGACCUUCCUCAAGAGAGAAGGCUCCUCUACUUCUUCCAAGCGCCAGUCAACUCUCUCCACCACUAAGCCAACUGCUCCCGCCAAGGUUGAUGAGACUCCCAAGACGAGCCAAGCCCCUGUUCCCGAGGUUAAGAAAGUGGAAACUAAGACCAAAUAUGAAGGCAUGGAGGGUGUCUCCAAGAUGACGAGGAGCCAGUUGAUAGAGGAGCGUGCUAAGAAACUUGGCGAGCGUUACGGACUUGACAUCAAUGUUUCCGAACUUCAUACUGGAUCCCCCGACGAUACCGUUCUCCGCAUUGACAAGCCGAUUCGCAUGCGUGUACGACGAACCUGCCACAAGUGCAACGCUACCUUUUCUUCUGCCAAGGAGUGCCCCAGCUGCCAGCAUGCUCGCUGCACCAAGUGCACCCGUUACCCUCCAAAGCGAAGCGAAGCCGAAAUCAUUGCCAGUCGCGAGCGACGUGCCGCCAUUAUCAAAGCCAAUAAGGAGAACGCUCCCAUCAUCCCGGACUACUCUUACGCCUUUGACGAAAAGAAGAUUGUUCUCACUCGACCUAGCAAGACGGGAGGCCAGGACUUGGUUCACAAGAAGCCUCGUCAACGUGUGCGAAGAACCUGUCACGAAUGUUCGACUCUGUUCAUCUCCGGUAACAAGACUUGUGAGAAGUGCGGCCAUGUUCGCUGUACUGACUGCCCUCGAGACCCACCCAAGAAGGAGAAAUACCCAUACGGUUACCCUGGUGAUGAAUUUGGUCCAAACAGUGUACCACACUACCAAUGCAAGUCCUGCAAGACGAUAUUCCCAACCGGUGCCGAGAAUGGAACCAAUUGCACGAAAUGUGGCUCGGAGAAAACAGACGAAUCGCCUCGUGUCAAACCCCGCAAAGUCGAGCCUGAACCAGACCCGGAAAUAUUGAAGAAGUUACAGGCACGGCUUGAGAAUCUAAAAGUAGCAUAA
This is a messenger RNA of Fusarium sp. VM40, 1044 nucleotides long. The record is from the annotation of a GenBank genome assembly. NCBI's taxonomy places the organism in Eukaryota, Fungi, Ascomycota, Sordariomycetes, Hypocreales, Nectriaceae.